GGCGUGGUGUUGCUGGUGUGGCGGCGCCAGCGAAGCGACGCGCUGCUGGCCACUCGCGAGGAGGAGUCCAUCUCUCCGGCUGGGCGCGCGAGAAGCACCUGCUCCGGCGAUCCCUAGGGGCGCGCUGCGUUCUUUCAUUUACCGCUGAACGCCGGUCUGGAGGUGUUCUAAAGAGCUCGAGACCAGGGUGAGAGCACUGGGGCAGAGUAAACGAGAGGACUUUGGGUCUCCACCGCUGCCUAGGACUGUGUGAGCGGAAACCCUGUUGUGACUGAAGAGAGAAGAAGGACGUAACCACGAGCCCCUCAGCCUCAUCGCAGUCAUGGGGGUGGCGUGGUUUGUACUGUUCCUGGGAGUCAUGACCACGGCGCUGGAGGUGCCUCUGGACUCUAAAAUUCGAGAAGAAUUGCCGCAACCGCCAACCAUAACCCAGCAGUCUCCCAAGAACUACAUCGUCGACCCACGAGAAAACAUUGUGAUCCGCUGCGAGGCCAAGGGAAAACCUCAGCCCAGGUUUUCUUGGACCCGAAAUGGGACGCACUUCGAUGUCGAGAAGGACCCGAAGGUGACGAUGAGGCCCGGUUCAGGGACCCUGCUCAUCGACAUCAGCGGCGAGAAGGCGGAGGCCUACGAGGGCGUCUACCAGUGCAUGGCCACCAACGAGCACGGCACCGCGCUCUCCAACAACAUGGUGAUCCGCCAAUCCAGAUCCCCCUUGUGGUCAAAAGAGAGGAAUGAACCGGUGCUCGUGCAGGAGGGAGCACCGCUUGUCUUGCAGUGCAGACCCCCCGCAGGGCUCCCUCCUCCCGUCAUCUUUUGGAUGGAUAACAAUUUCCAGAGGCUGCGUCAGGAUGAGCGUGUCUCGCAGGCCCUCAACGGGGACCUGUAUUUCUCCAACCUCAAGGUGCAGGACACGCGCAGCGACUACAUCUGCUACGCAAGAUUCCCCCACACUCAGACCAUCCAGCAGAAGCAACCGAUCACGGUCAAGGUGUUGAGCAUGGAUGCAAUCAAUGAGACAAUGGCAGCUUUUUUGAAUGACACUGAUUUUUUUGGUGACAGUCCUGUAGGAGAGCGGCGUCCAUCUUUCGUUGUCCCAACCGGAGCCUCCAGCAGCAAGAUGGUGCUGAGGGGGGAUGUCUUGGAGAUGGAGUGCAUCGCCGAGGGCCUGCCGACUCCCAGCAUAACCUGGAGGAAGGAGGGCGGGGACCUGGACUCCAGCAGAACCUCCUUCAAGAACUUCCAUAAAACUCUGCGGAUUGUGUCUGUGACGGAGGCCGAUGCCGGAGUGUACCGCUGCACAGCCAGUAACCACCUGGGCUCCGUCCACCAUGUCAUCACAGUCACUGUCAGAGCUGCUCCUUACUGGGUAAAAGCCCCCAAGAAUCUUGUUUUAUCGCCCAAAGAGACCGGCGUCAUCACCUGCCAAGCCACUGGAGACCCAAAGCCAGACAUCACGUGGCUGAUUAACGGGAUCCUCAUUGCGAAUGCACCUGAAGACCCCAGCAGGAAGGUAGAAGGUGACAGCCUUACCUUCACGGACGUUCAGACGGGAUCGAGCGCCGUCUACCAGUGCAACGCCUCCAAUGAAUACGGCUAUCUGCUGGCAAAUUCUUUUAUUAAUGUGCUUGCUGAACCUCCCAGGAUCUUAACAGCUCCAGACAAAGUUUAUCAGGUCAUAACCAACACUGCUGCAUUCCUGGACUGUGCCUCCUUUGGAUCCCCGGUACCAAAGAUUACGUGGUUCAAGGACGGUCAGAACAGCGCGUUGGCUGGAGACCGCUACGAAAUGCACGAGAAUGGAACCCUGGAGAUCCGCGCAGUGCUGAAGCUGAACAGUGGCAGAUACACAUGCAUGGCUAUGAACGCCCUCGGCAACCGGGAGAACCACGUCUACCUGGAGGUCAAAGAGCCCACCAGGAUAUUAAUGCAGCCCGAAUACAAGGUCGUCCAGAGGAACAGAGACGUCGUGUUUGAGUGCAAGGCAAAGCAUGACCCGACCCUCGUCACCGUUAUGACUUGGCUCAAAGACAACGAGGAGCUGCCUGAGGACGAACGAUUAAUGGUUGGUGCCGACAGUCUCACCAUCAACGAUGUCACUGAGGGUGAUGAGGGCACCUACACCUGCAUCGUGAACACAACGUUGGACCAGGACUCGGCCAGCGCCAGGCUCACCGUCGUUGGGCCGACUGCACCUCCAGGCAUCGUCUCCGAGCAACCGGAUCCACCAAAAGACCUGGAGCUCACUGACCAGCGGGAGAGGAGUGUGCAACUGACCUGGAUUCCUGGAGAUGAUCAUAACAGCCCCAUUCGGAAGUUCAUCAUUCAGUAUGAGGAUGCUCUUCACCACCCUGGCAUUUGGAAAAAUCUCACAGAAGUUCCAGGAACCAAGACGACCGCCUACCUUAAGCUCUCUCCAUACGUCAGCUACACCUUCAGGGUGCUGGCAGUCAACGAGGUGGGCUUCAGCAAGCCCAGCACCCCAUCACGACAGUAUAUAACUAAACCAGCAGCUCCAGAUGAAAACCCCUCUGAGGUUCAAGGGGCUGGAAAUGAGCAUAAUAAUUUAAUUAUAUCUUGGAAGCCACUUACUGGCUUCCAGUCCAAUGGUCCUGGGCUUCAAUACAACGUCUCAUGGAGGCAGAAGGAUGUGGAGAAAGACUGGACAUCUGUCACAGUGGCCAAUGUCUCGAAGUUUGUUGUGUCGGGCACACCCACAUUUGUCCCCUAUGAGCUGAUGGUGCGGGCCCUCAAUGAUUUCGGGAGCGCGCCAGAGCCCCGGGUGGUCAUCGGUUACUCUGGAGAGGAUCUGCCCACAGCAGCUCCAGAUGGUGUUCAGGUCCUGGUGCAGAGCAGCACGCUGGCAGAGGUCCGUUGGGAGCCCAUCCCCCUACGGACUGUCCGGGGACGGCUAAAUGGCUACAAUGUCUACUACUGGAAGGAGAGAAGUCUGCAUGGGCACCACACCAAGCACCACAAGGAGCAGCGGGUCCUCACAUUCAGCGGGAACCGCACACAUGGCAAACUGCCGGGCCUAGAGCCCUUUAGUCGCUAUGCCCUCAAUGUGAGGGUUGUCAAUGGGAAAGGCGAGGGUCCCGCCAGUUCUCGCCAGCAGUUCGAAACUCCCGAAGGAGUGCCUGGACUUCCGGUGUUCCUGGAGGUUAUAAAGCCCACUCUGGACUCCCUUACCUUGGAGUGGGGUCCUCCGUCAGAAAGGAACGGAAUCUUGACAGGCUACACUCUGAAAUAUCAAACAUUGAACGGCACUGAGCUGGGCCAACUGAAGGAGAUUUCCCUGGAUUCGAACCAGACCACUGUCACGCUGCUCAACCUCAAGUACAGCACUCGCUACAGGUUCUCUCUGAGUGCCAACACUGCAAAGGGAGAAGGUCCUGCAGCAACAAGGGAGGCCGUUACCAUUGUGGACGAAGCCUUUAUUGAGCAGCCCUCUCUAAAUGUAGACCAAGCGCGCCCAUUUCUGCCAGCUUUCGGAAACGUUAGCUCGUCUGUCAGAGAAGAUGGAGCAGUUGUCAGUUGGGAGUACUGGGGACCUGAUAAGAACCUCUAUGUCGAAUAUAUUGUAGAGAACAGCAAAGAAGACUGGAAAAAAGAGUUGGUAAAUGGUUCCCAGUCAUAUCUGAUUAAAGGCUUAAAGGCGGGGAUGUCGUAUCGAGUGCGCGUUGUCGCCAAAGAUCAGUCAGACGUAACGGUUCACAGCACGGAAGAGCUGCUGGUCACACUGCCAGCGAUGGCAAGUAGACAGGUGGACAUCGCCACCCAGGGCUGGUUCAUCGGCCUCAUGUGUGCCAUCGCCCUGCUCAUCCUCGUGUUGCUCAUUGUCUGCUUUAUCCGGAGGAACAAAGGGGGCAAGUACCCAGUGAAAGAGAAGGAGGACGCUCACGCUGACCCUGAAAUCCAGCCUAUGAAGGACGAUGAUGGAACCUUCGGGGAAUACAGUGACACAGAGGACCAUAAACCGUUAAAGGGAAGCCGCACCCCUUCCAAUGGGACGGUAAAGAAGGACGACAGUGACGACAGUUUAGUUGACUACGGGGAAGGCGGAGAUGUUCAGUUCAACGAGGACGGCUCUUUUAUUGGGCAGUAUAGUGGGAGGAAGGAGAGGGACACAGCCGAGGGCAACGAGAGUUCGGAGGCACCCUCUCCCGUCAACGCCAUGAACUCUUUUGUGUAAAUUGCCUCCCCCAGCAGCCCACUCACCAUCACAAACAUGCUAACGUCCAGUUAAUAACAGGGACAUGAAUAAGGAAAAAAGAAGCUAUAGGCUCUGGAAAGCAAAUUAAAGAGGAAUACACAGAAAGGACAGGAGAACGGCCUCCUCUGCUGUGCGCAGGGACAGAAGGGGACGCAGACGAGAGCCGUUGCUGUUUAACUGUUUGCCGAUACAUAUUUUUCCCAAGGUGAAAAAUGGGAAACGGCCGGUAUCAAUGCCUGACAUCUUAGACGUCAAAUGCUUCUAAUAUGCUGCAUGGAAAUGAUAGUCGUCUACCAUAUUAUAACACAGGGAUAAAACUGGAAGUUAUACUGGAGGCAGUGACUCUUUUCUAACUCUGCAGUGGACUUUUGGAUUGCUGGGUUUCCCUUUUUUAUUGAAGUGUUACCUUGGUAUUAUUGGAAUGAAGCUUCAAUGUCUUUGUGGACAUUGUUGUGACACGUGACUAAAUGUAUAGCUUUUUUCUGUCUUUGUUGCAAGACAGGAACUGUUUGUAUAUAACUGAGGCGGAAAUAUAUGGACCAGCAAUGGACAGUGUGUAUUAACAAACUGGACUGCAAUCUCAGUAUGAAAGUACUCUUUUCACCCUUACAUGUCCAUAUUUCAGCUUAUUUCAGCAAACGUUAUUCAGUUUUGGGUUUCCACCUUUUGUUUCUCCCAUCGCUGUUGUUUUGAAACACACCGCAGUUGUUUUUGUGUUGCAGUUGCACUAAUGAACAAUGGAAGCCAACGCCUUUUUCCAGCAUGCAAGCCAUCAGUUCCCAUGUCCAUGCCCUCACCCCACAUGCAUCUGUGUCACCCUGUGUGAGCUGCUGCAUGGUGGGCAGAGGCGAGCUCUCGACGGCACGAGUUUGCAUCACAUUUCAAAGUGCACAAGCUUCUUGUUGCCGCUGUUGCACACAGGUGGUGAGACGGACCCUAUCGGCAGUCCUUGUCUUUGAGGAGAACAGUGCUACUAUAUCCUCCAUGGGUCCACUCAGUCUGAUAGUAGACCAAACAAAAUGGAGUGGUGGCGCAAAGUUACGCUUACGGAGCAGUUUGAUCUUCAGGCUCCGCUUUUGUACGUUUCUUUCUGUCCGAUGGUAAAGAAAACUUCCCUGAACAUCUUUCACAUUAGGAGCACCAUUACUCAGUGAUGUAUGUCAAACUCUUGCCACUCUGGUUAAGGGUAGUUUUGGACCUUAAAGAAAAUCAGGCUCUAUAUCUACAGAACACUUUGGAUGGGUUUGAUUGUAUAUAAAAUUAUGUUUAUAAAAUAAUGCUUUUUUUCCUCUGCUUUUGUGACAAUUUUCAAGCAAAAAAAAAAUUGUUUUACAUGAGUAGAAAUCUACUAUGACCAAAAAAAAAAAAAAAACUGAAGUUCUGUUCAUUCAGAAUCUUGUAGUUAAUUACUUUUUUUUUUGGUUUUCAUAACUUGCAUCAAGUUAAAUGUUAUAUUGUUGUGAGUAGAUCGUCAAUAUGUAAAUGCCCUAAUAGACUGUAAACUCUUCGAGAGAAGAGCUGCUGACAUGUUCUGAUAUCAGUAGCUUUCCAGAGGAUCAUGUGCAGAGAAUGAGGGACUUGUACAACAUAUUUCCUCCACUGUGCAUCUGUAAUUCUCAGAACGAUGAGUCCCUCACAGUUUGGGUCAGAGAAGCACAUAAUUUUCAGGCCACCUUUUAUUUAUUUGUCUUUUUUUUUCUUUGCUUUUGCUACAAACCAUUUGUUCUUGACAAGCUGCAAA
Messenger RNA from Scleropages formosus (Asian bonytongue), 5954 nucleotides. Its product is annotated as neuronal cell adhesion molecule-like. The transcript has 32 exons. The record is from RefSeq and is a predicted model, not a curated record. Gene Ontology annotation, biological process: cell-cell adhesion; axon guidance; brain development. Gene Ontology annotation, molecular function: cell-cell adhesion mediator activity. Bases 323 to 4192 code for a protein of 1289 amino acids. Gene Ontology annotation, cellular component: axon; plasma membrane. NCBI's taxonomy places the organism in Eukaryota, Metazoa, Chordata, Actinopteri, Osteoglossiformes, Osteoglossidae.